Messenger RNA from Gasterosteus aculeatus aculeatus (three-spined stickleback), 3018 nucleotides. NCBI's taxonomy places the organism in Eukaryota, Metazoa, Chordata, Actinopteri, Perciformes, Gasterosteidae. The record is from RefSeq and is a predicted model, not a curated record.
UGCCGGAAGCUGCGUAACCCGAACCACAAAGCCCAGUGCGUCACAGCGCCUCGGCUCGUCUGAAGCUAGCGGACGCAAACUUACGGUGAGCGUUUAUUUAUCGUAUUCGACACCAGGUCAAACUAGCGGGACGUUACGUCAGUGGCUGCUACGCUCCGACUAACUUCAGCUAACUGACGUGGCGCUUCUCGCGCUGGUUGCAGGUGGAGACCGAACGGACACGUUUCUCAAGCGGAGCCGCCGAUUGUCGUCGAGACUCCGCAGCGGGUUCGUCCGGUUGAACCCACGACACGUAGACGAGGAAUGCGGUGAUUCGUUAAGGGCGUUGGGAGCAAUGCGGGGCGCGGACCCUCCAUGUCCAACACACCCACAGGUGUGUAUGGCCUGAUGACGUCAUCUCUCCGAGGCCUCAACCUGUGUGAACAAGUGUUACAACUUAGCGCUACGUACACGCGUCUCUAGCAGCCAGUCUAACUUGGAGCAGUCCAACAGAAGGCAUGGCGGCUGAAGUGGGCCGCGUGUGGGGGUGGGUGCGCUCGUGGGGCAGCGCUGGCGUGUCAGACAAUACCACGCCGGCAAUAAACAGAAGCCAUAGUCCCGGCUUGAGCGGGCGGGGCGCGGGGGGGUGGACCUCUUGGAUCUGGGGGGGGUGGAAACGUCAAAAUGAGCAAAGUAGCCCAGCAGAGGAGUACUGGGAGGCGCAGGAGAAGCUCCCUGCUGGGGGGAAACCGGAGACACGCGUGUCCAAGUGGUGGAAUACUUCUUACCUUUCAUGGCCAAGGAAAACCCAACCAAGUGAAUUGAGACGGAGGAAACGUGAUGCGUGUGACUGUGAUAUUGAUGGGGACUUUUCGGAUUACGGAACACCCCCGCCGUCUCCUACGCCCCCUUCCUCUGAGCUGCCGUCUCCUUUCAGAGUCUUUGCGCACAGCUGGAAGGUGGAGAUCCUUCCAGAGCACUACGAGAUCAGCUUCAACUUCCUCCGCCACUUGUUUGACCUGUUUGUGGUUGGCUUUCUGUGGACCGUGUCCCCCCCUGCCAAGCUGAUCUUGGAGGUGUUGGGGGUCCAGGGAGCGCUGAGGCUGUGGUUCCACGGCAUGGCCAUGUUUUUUGUCUCCACGGUUGGAAUGGCGGGAUUACUGUGGUUGAUCCAGGAGUACCUGCCUCAGUUUGCUCUGAUCUUCGGCAUCGUCCAGGCGUUGGUGAUCUCGGUCAGUGUUCGUCAGAGUGUCGUCCUCGGCGUAGAGGAAGAAAAGAAAGACUAUGAGGAGGAGGGAAAGAUGGAUGAAGACAGGAAGAAUGGGAAGGAAGCCAAGGAAAGCCUUGAGUCUGUUGAUGACCAGGUGAAGACGAUGUAAGAUGCUGAGAAGACGCAGCGAGUCGAGGAGUCCAGCUGUGUCAGACUGUUCAUUGCACAUCUGGGGGCUGCAGGGUCUCUUAGCAGUUGUGUUGCACGCAUACACGUUUUGCUAAUGUCACUAUAUGUUCAACACUAUUGAUCCUGAUUCUGAAUGUUUACAUGGACUGCACAGUACAACGUUUUGGAUCAGAAGCUACCACUACAUCAGUGGUCAGUAAUAAAAGGAGCCAUUAUUGUUUGAACCUUUGGUUCUGUUGUAAUGUUGGUGCUGUGGGUACUGGUCUGGUGAUUCACCAUGAGACAUCAUUCUGUUUUGGUACCAACUGCCUGCGGUUCUGAAGCUUCAAUUUGUGUUUUGUCUUCGGCCCUCAUCUUAAGACACUCACAUUAAGUGUCUCCCAAGCUCAUUUCCUUCAAUUCAACUGCAGCCUGUGAGACAGAAACAUUGAGGCAUGUGAUCCUUCGGUGUCCUCUUCAGCCUGCUCCAGUGGACCAGCUGCAAUUUGUCCAUCGACCUUCGUUCAAACCCAACCAGCUCAUUUCCACGCCGAGGACUGAAGCACUGCAUUUGUAAAUGCUUAUUAUUCUAAUACGGCAUCGUCAAGUAGUAAUGUGAAAUAUUGCACACACAGACACACACACACACACACACACACACACACAAAAUCGUGAAGUCCUCAAAGCGGCUUUUUGUCCCUUGAGGCGGAUUUGUUGGUUUUGGGCUUAAGAAAACGUAAUUGAAUUUUAUACUUCAAAAUAAAAGUGUAUUUUGAGAGUGAACACUAAAUGAAUAAAAGGCCGUUUGGUUUGAUGUUGGUAAAUGGUUCCAGCGCUCCGCUGUGAUGGUCAAACACUUUGGUUUGGUGAUGAAGUGGAGGAUCCCGUUGUGCAGCACUCGCAGCCAUUGCCUGUGAGGAGGCUUCCGUUUACUGCACAAACCUUUACUUCAUGCCUAUUUUCUCUACUAUCAUAUAGCUCUUCUCCACUACAGUGCAUUUUUACUUCAUUACCUUUCUUUAGAUUUGAAGGUACAAACGAUGUGUUGCUUUGGUUCAUCAACCACUCUGUAUAACGUGUAACCCAUUCAUUCUAAAAGCAGAGCCUACCUGUAACAUUGUGAUUAAAGCAUCUUAUUGAGAUUUAAUGGUCCAAUUGUGUGCACCUUAUGAUACGACAUAAUCAGAAUAUAAAUGUUCAAAUCCUCUGUGAGGAAGCAGACGUGAAACCAAGAGUCACGUUGUCUUCUCAUUUUAGUUUUCAAAUGGAAAGUGAAACGUGCAGCUAAAUACUGGCUGAUAAGAUAGUUGACAGUUCGCAGGCUGUGACAGUGUCUAUUUGUUUAAGAAAAGCACAUCAAAUAUCCAAUUUAUUUAAUUUCAAAGGCAUAUUAUGAGAGUAUUCUUAGUUGUAUAAUUUCAUAUAUUCUACAGUUGGCCAGGCGGACAACAUGUUUCACAAGAAGCACAGACGGAACCAAGCCGGCGUCCGUUCCUCAGAUGACAUUUAGGCUCUUGUACAACUGCUUUUAAGUCUAUACUGCUUUUAUGGUACACAUGGGCCAAAUGUGUGAUGCUAUUCUCAUCUAAUUCAUAUUUUCCUGUUGAUACAAAGCCAAAGUUUAUGGGCUGUUAAUUACCAAUAAUAAAAAUAUAUGUAUA